AUGAACAUACAUAUUAAAAUAUUUGCACUUAAUUUGCAGACAUUGUUUGCUGGUGGAACCAACACAAGUAGUAUUACACUCAUAUGGGCACUAUGUUUACUAUUGAAAAAUCCUCUUGCAAUGAAAAAAGCAAAAGAAGAACUUGACACUCAUAUUGGUAAAGGGAGAUAUGUAAACGAAUCAGAUAUAAGUAAGUUGUCAUACAUUCAAGCUAUAGUCAAAGAAACUUUAAGAUUGUAUCCUGCGGCACCUCUAUCUGGGCCUCGUGAGUUCUCCGUGGACUGUUCAGUAGGUGGUUAUCAUGUUAAAAAAGGAACUCGAUUAAUAACAAAUCUUUGGAAGAUCCACACAGAUCCUAACGUUUGGCCAAAUCCGUUAGAGUUCAAACCAGAAAGGUUUCUUACUACUCAUAAAGAUGUUGAUAUUAAAGGUAAACAUUUUGAGUUAUUACCAUUUGGAAGUGGUAGAAGGAUGUGUCCUGGAAUAUCUUUUGGACUUCAAAUGGUGCAUUACUCUUUAGCUAGUUUUUUGCAUUCUUUUGAUAUCUUCAAUCCGACAACAUCUGACCAUGUUGAUAUGACUGAAGAGGUUGGAAUAACAAAUAAUAAAGCUACUCCACUUGAAGUUCUUGUUAAACCAUGUUUGUCUUUUAAUUGUUAUGAAAUCAUGUAA
Lathyrus sativus (Indian pea) is the source of this 672-nucleotide messenger RNA. Lineage: Eukaryota; Viridiplantae; Streptophyta; Magnoliopsida; Fabales; Fabaceae. The record is from the annotation of a GenBank genome assembly.